This is a messenger RNA of Zasmidium cellare ATCC 36951, 1821 nucleotides long. RefSeq lists its product as uncharacterized. The record is from RefSeq and is a predicted model, not a curated record. Gene Ontology annotation, molecular function: flavin adenine dinucleotide binding; N,N-dimethylaniline monooxygenase activity; NADP binding. The transcript has 4 exons. Lineage: Eukaryota; Fungi; Ascomycota; Dothideomycetes; Mycosphaerellales; Mycosphaerellaceae. Bases 1 to 1821 code for a protein of 606 amino acids.
AUGGGCGACGCACCGAACAAUAUAUACGGCAACAAUCGAGCCGAUGAUAUAGCACAAAACAACCCUACCGCUGAGCGAGAUGGCCACCUCAUUCCAGAAGAAGACCACACUGGCUAUCGGAUACGAGAACAGCCUCUGGGCACCAAGCGCGAAGUGAAGGUCGUCCUCAUGGGUGCUGGUGCUUCGACCUUGAACUUUCUCAAAGCGGCAGAAGAGCAGAUGGAGAACUUGAAGAUAACAGUGUAUGAGAAGAAUCAUGAUGUUGGUGGGACCUGGUUGGAAAACAGAUAUCCUGGCUGUGCUUGCGACAUACCUUCUGUCAACUACCAGUUCAGCUGGGCUAUAAAGUGUUGGUCACACUUCUACUCCUACUCUCCCGAGAUCUUCGAAUACUUGAAGGAGCUUUACGUCAAGUACGACCUAAUCAACAAAUAUGUCAAGUUGAAACAUCAAAUCAACCACGUCGAAUGGAACGAGGAGAAGGGCAAGUGGAUAUUGAAGGUAAAGAAUUUGGGUACAGGCGAAGACUUCGAAGAUGAGGCGGAGUACUUCAUCAACGCAGGGGGUGUUUUGAACAAUUUCAAAUGGCCUGAUAUCGAAGGCAUAAAAGACUUCACGGGCAAACUCAUGCACUCCGCAGCGUAUGAAGAAGGAUAUGAUUUGAAAAACAAGAAAGUGGCCGUCGUCGGCGCAGGUAGCAGUGGGGUUCAGAUCGUCGCAAAGAUUCAAAAGGAAGUCAAGCAGCUUUACCACUGGGUACGCUCGCCCAUCUGGAUCACGGCCGGAUUCGCACAGACGUGGGCAGGGACAGAUGGCGCCAAUUUCGAGUACUCGCCCGAGCAAUUAGAAUAUUUGAAAGACAACCCCAAGAAAUACCUGGAGUACCGCAAGCAAAUCGAGGACGAGCUGAACCAGAGGUUCAAAUUCAUCAUCAAGGGAUCGCAGGAAGCCAAGACGGCGCGGGACUUCUCCUACGAGCAAAUGGCCCGUAAGAUGAACCACGACGAGCGCCUCUGCGAUAAGAUCAUCCCCAAGAACUUCAACCCUGGCUGUCGCCGCCCGACGCCUGCGCCUGGCUAUCUCGAAGCUCUCGUUGCGCCGAACGCUACGAUCUUCACUAAUGCGAUCAACAGGUUCACCGAGAAGGGUUUCCUGGAUCAGGAGGGGAACGAGCAUGAAGUCGACGUCGUGAUUUGUGCGACAGGCUUCGACACUUCCUGGCUUCCGCGCUUUCCUUUUCGAGCCCACGGCAAAGACCUUCGUGAUGUCUGGACACCUGAAGCUGGCGUGACAUCUUAUCUCUCCAUCGCGAUACCUACCUUCCCCAACCAUUUCUCCUUCUGCGGUCCGUAUGGGCCACUCGGCCACGGAUCCUUCAUGCCCCUCAUCGAGCGCUGGACGCAAUACAUGUUCGACAUUAUCACCAAAGCCCAAGUCGAAAACAUCAAAUCCUUCACGCCCAAAAUGGCACCCGCGAAGCAGUUCCGCCAACAAGCCGAUCUCUUCUUACAGCGCACGGCGUGGACGAGUCCUUGUCGAAGUUGGUUCAAACAGGGCAAGAAGGAUGGCCAAGCAGCGAUUUGGCCGGGGAGUCGACUGCAUUUCUUGCAUUUGAUGGAGAGACCUCGGUAUGAGGAUUUUGAGAUCGGGUAUUGGGAUGAGAAUGUUUUUGCGUUUUUGGGGAAUGGCUUUGAUACUCGAGAGUUCGAUGGAAGGGAUAUCACGCACUACCUUGGCCUGUUUGAAGAUGGCAAAGACGCCCAACCAAAGUAUGGAGAUGAGCUGUUGAACAAAUUGGCGGGAUGGGCGGUAGGGAAGUGA